ACACACACACACACACACACACAGAAACACUGAGUGUGUAGAAGAGCUCAGAGCUCAGAGCAGUGCAGUUUGUCUGUUUCUCAUAGAGAUACUGAUUAUUACAUUUAUACACAGACAGCUAAAGGAGGAUAUGAGAAAAAUAUCAAGGAGGAUUUCAGCAGCGACUCUUCUGUUCCUUCUUCUUGUGCUGGAUGGAGUUUUUUCUUACACUGAGUUUGAGAUCUCCGUACCUACUGGUGUACAGAUGGGUGUGUACGGCGAGUCAGUGGUUCUGCCCUGCACAUUCCCAGUGGGCAGCUCGUGGGAUGCAGGCAACAGUGUGAUCACAUGGCAGCGUCACCUAGAGGUGGUCCACAGCUUCUACUACAGCCAAGACCAGCCGCAGUACCAGAGCCCGAGAUACACCAACCGCACCAGCCUGUUCCACCAGGAGCUGCAGAAGGGGAACGCGUCACUCAGGCUGGACCAUACCACUCUAGAAGAUGCGGGGGAGUACACCUGUUCCAUCAGCACUCAGCUGGGCAGCCAAAGGAAGAGCUUCAGGCUCAAAGUAGCAGCAUUUUACCCAGAGCCUCGACUGCACAUCUUCAUGCUGAAUGAUGGCCAUGUGGAGGUGCUGAUGACGACAGAGGGUGGGUACCCCUCUCCUGCGCUGCAAUGGCUGAUGGGAAACGCCAGCGAUGUCACCAACAGCACAUACACACAGCUGAGACAGGACCAACACACACACCUGUACAGCGUAAACAGUAAACUUAACCUGACCGCCAGUGUCAACUCCUCCAUCAUAUUCAUCAUGAAGAACCCAGAUCUGGGCCAGGAGAUCAGGAGGAACAUUGACCUUUUCUCAGAAAACCCAGGAUUUGAUCAGAGCAAUCAGAAUGCAGUCAUCAGUGGACUUAUUGGACUUGUUGUUGCAGUUCUCAUCAUCAUCAUCAUCAUUUCAGUAAUUAUUCUUCUACACCGGAGAAGGAAAAAAGAAAACUCCCAAAAUAAUUUAGAGACCAACACUGGAUCAUCUGCUACAAAUUCUCAAAGAGGAACAGACAAAGCUGAGUGUGUUACAGAAACCCUGUUGAAGAAAGGUUUCAGAUGAGAUUACAUUGAUAAAUAGAAUUUAUUUAAUUUUUCAUUACAAGCUGUAAUUAAAGAUGAACUACACACUAAGGUCUUGUGCUGGUCCACUGGCUCCUCACAUUUACUCCUCCCUGAGAGCAUCUACAAAAUAAUCAGCGGUGGAAUUUUCACAACCUCAAAAUGACCUCCUGAACACUACCUGCUAUCUGAUACCUGCUUUUGUGGUUUCAGAAAUAUUUUUGGACAUUGAACAAUUUGGGCAUUCAUGUGUGAAUGUAUUAAUGAAAAACCUUGAAGAUGAAUUCUCCAGCGUCAUGAUUACUGUUUCUGCCAUAAACUGAAUGUAUGCUGCAUUAUGGGUUUACUGAUGAAAGAAUAACUGCAAAAAUAUAUAUUGUAUAUUUACCAUAAAAUAUCUCUGUAAAGAUUUGUUAUUUAUUUAAUGUAGUUUUUUAUUGUUUUGUUUUUUAAUCAUGCUUAUAAUUUAUAACUAGUCUACCCAUUAAAGUGGUCUCUGGUUCUAUACAUUUUUCUCUCCUUUAUAACACUCCUUGAUAAUUCUUAUUUUAAGAGUUUCAAGUGGGAAACUGAGCAACUACAAGAAGAAACAGGAAUUUAUAGCAAACUUAUAGAAGCAAAUGUAUUGUAAAACAGGAAAAGCUUAAAUCCGCGGACACAGAAAUGUUCACACAGACGUUUGUUUGGGUUUCUGUAAUAACUGCACUGAUUUCUAUUAAUGUGGUACAAGUGGAAGCCUCAAUCAUUCUGACAUUCUCAUUAUAUGUAUCUGUAAAUGUUUGCACACCAAAUUGGAGUAAAAAACUGUUUACUUCAAUUCCAUUUUGUUUAAAUUAAAAUGUUGAAUUUUCUUGGUUCUAUUGCUUCUUGCUGGAUGAGAGGCAUGAAUAAAUGCACUUUAAGUUUUAAAA
Molecule: messenger RNA, 2003 nt
Organism: Silurus meridionalis
Lineage: Eukaryota; Metazoa; Chordata; Actinopteri; Siluriformes; Siluridae
Product: CD276 antigen-like
Exons: 4
Coding region: 131-1093 (320 amino acids)
Biological process (GO): immune response; cellular response to lipopolysaccharide; T cell costimulation
Cellular component (GO): external side of plasma membrane
Source: RefSeq, a predicted model, not a curated record